AUGCAAACCGUCAAUCGCGCAUGUGUUGAGCUACAGUCCAAAGGCCGAUGCGGUUAUCCAACAGAGAACUUUCUCCUCUUCCGCCAGGGCAAGCGCUGUUUUGCUUUGCAGACGCAGCCAGUGACUGGUGACCUGCACGUUUUGCAGCUUGAGAAGGACCAGAUCCGUGCCGGCGUUCCAUACGAGGUUGCCGUGCACCUUGAUUGGGAACGGGGUCUUCUGGAGCUCUUCAUCGAUGGGGCGUGUGUCCUCAGAGACAUUCAUUUUCAGGUUGACCUGGAGCCACGAUACAUCGGUCUCUACAACUGGAGAAGCCGUGCAGUUUGUGGCUUCUCAGAGAUAUUGGUUGGCGGCAGGCGGCCGUAUCCUGCAGCUGAAUCGCCGCUGCAAGUCUGGAGGGUGUCGGAAAGCCAGAAUCGUCGCGAAGAAGGUUCUGCGCUUACAAGGACGAGUUUGCUAGUGGCCACCAUUCUGCUUGUGCUUCUGUUGGUGGCGACCUUGGCUCUCAACUGGUGGAGCCAAAGCUAG
Molecule: messenger RNA, 528 nt
Organism: Symbiodinium sp. CCMP2456
Lineage: Eukaryota; Dinophyceae; Suessiales; Symbiodiniaceae
Source: the annotation of a GenBank genome assembly